UCAUAAGCUACCCAUUUGAACUCAGACUCUGAACAUCACAUCUGGAUCCAUUUCCAUGGCGAACGCCUGGAAAAGAGACAAGAACCAGAAGCUUUUAUCACCAAAGACACUAAUCUCAGUUCUUGUCCUCUCCAUUAUCUUCCUCUCUUCUCUCUUCUUCUUCUUCUCUAGCUCCUCUCUCCAAUACUCUAAUACCAAUCUCUCAAUCAAUUCACCAUUUCCAAUCCCUCCCUUUGAUUGCUUCAAAUGUCCCCAAUCAAAACCAAUAAUCGCAAACGUCGUCGAGAAUCUCAAGUACCCUUUUGUUUACUCUCUCGCUGAUCUCGGUAAUCUCCCGGAGAAACCACACAAGAACAUUGUCAGGCUGCUUAAAGGAAAGCCCUUUAGGAAACCAGAUAUCUCCGCCACGAUUCAGGAGGUUUUGGAGAGUAUGAGAGCUAGUGGUAAAAAUGGGAUUGUUGUUGAUGUUGGAGCUAAUGUUGGUAUGGCUAGCUUUGCUGCUGCGGUUAUGGGGUUUAAAGUUCUUGCCUUUGAGCCUGUUUUUGAGAAUUUACAGAGGAUUUGUGAUGGGAUUUGGUUCAAUAGAGUUGCUGCUUUGGUUACUGUGUUUCAAGCUGCUGUUUCUGACAGAACAGGGGACAUUACAUUUCAUAAGUUGGUUGGACGGCUUGACAAUAGCGCGGUUUCGGAGGUGGGAGCAAGACUUGCAUUCAAGUCAAACAAAGAAAUAGCAGUCCAAGUGAAAUCCAUACCUCUUGACAAACUAAUCCCACCUUCUCAACCUGUUCUUCUUAUCAAGAUCGACGUUCAAGGUUGGGAAUACCACGUUUUAAAGGGUGCAAAGAAGUUACUUUCAAGGAAACCGGCAGAAGCUCCUUAUCUAAUCUAUGAGGAAGAUGAGAGAUUACUCAAGGCAAGUAAUAGUAGCUCCAAAGAGAUACGUGAUUUUCUGAAAAGUGUUGGAUAUAGCAAGUGUAGCCAGCAUGGCACAGAUGCACAUUGCACCAAGGAGUGAAAGUCAUCGGACUUGCCGGAAAAUGGUAAUAAGAUGCCCAUACAAGUUGAGGAAUAUAAGGAAGAUGAGCAAUAGGUGUUUGCAGAGAAAAACAUUUAGUUUAUAAGUUGCCAAAUUUGGUCAGUCAUGUUUGUUUCUCCUUGUAAUAUGUACUCAAUUUUUUGGUAUAUUUCUGUGAUGCAUAUCAAUGAUCAGUUCUAACUAGUAAACAUAUGUUGCUGAU
Molecule: messenger RNA, 1238 nt
Organism: Arabidopsis arenosa
Lineage: Eukaryota; Viridiplantae; Streptophyta; Magnoliopsida; Brassicales; Brassicaceae
Source: the annotation of a GenBank genome assembly